UUGUAGUGAAUUUUUCGUAUUCGUCCACACUUUUAAUUAUUCGAGAAAAUGUCAACCUAUUAUUUUGUUAUUGUGGGACAUAAUGAUAAUCCCAUUUACGAGAAGGAGUUCAGCACAGUUAACAAAGAACUUAGGAAAGAAGACCACAGGCACCUAAGCCAGUUUAUUGCUCAUGCCGCCUUAGAUUUGGUAGACGAGCACAAAUGGAAAACGGCCAACAUGCAACUGAAAUCGAUUGAUAGAUUUAAUCAGUGGUUCGUGUCCGCAUUCAUCACAGCCAGCCAAAUAAGAUUUAUCAUCGUCCAUGACAAUAAAAACGAUGAGGGCAUAAAGAACUUCUUCAACGAGAUGUAUGACACGUAUAUUAAACACUCCAUGAACGCUUUCUAUCGGAUUAACACACCCAUAAAAUCUCAAAUGUUCGAGAAAAAGUCUGAGAUUUUUGGCCGAAAGUAUUUGUUAUCCUAAAUUUGUUGAACAAAUAGCUAAUAAGUAAUGUUGUAAUAUAAACUGGAUUUAGUUAAAUUUAAAAA
Drosophila eugracilis is the source of this 533-nucleotide messenger RNA. It is a transcript of the gene Trs20, whose product is annotated as probable trafficking protein particle complex subunit 2. The record is from RefSeq and is a predicted model, not a curated record. Gene Ontology annotation, cellular component: nucleus; TRAPP complex; cytoplasm. The transcript has 2 exons. NCBI's taxonomy places the organism in Eukaryota, Metazoa, Arthropoda, Insecta, Diptera, Drosophilidae. The coding region runs from base 49 to 468 and encodes 139 amino acids. Gene Ontology annotation, biological process: endoplasmic reticulum to Golgi vesicle-mediated transport.